UCAAAUUGCCGACCAGUCGGUGCGCCUCGCGACUGCUAACGUAACGUGCGUCGUCGUCUCCUUCGCCCGCAGUCGAUGUAACAGAACAAAAACGAUCGGAAAUCGAUACGAUUUUAAGAUUUAGAACUAUUUUUUUCAGCACACGCGUGCUUAAAAAAUACCCACCGCGUCUGAUAGAGAGUGUCUACGUGAAUACAUAAUAACAACAUUUUCGUUUUCGCAGUCGUACCCGGAAGUGUCUGUGUUCGCGCACGAUACGGACGUCCGAUUUGCGAAGAUCACGAAGAUCCGAGUGCGCGGUGUAUAAUAGCAACAAUAAUAAUAUUGUCGCGUCGCUCUUCAUCCGUUAGUCCGUCGGCACGGCUGGCAGAGAACACGGGCAAAGAGAAUGAAAAUGAGAUGAGUGUAGAGGCCGAGCAUGGCGGGUGUUGGGACAGUUGCGUGCGGCUCAUGUGCCACAAUCACUCGUCGUCGCAGCCGUCGGACCACCGACAUCCCUACCCUGCCCGUCACCUCUACGCCAACGGCAACAAAAACGGCUUGAACGGACACGUCAAAGAUGGGAUCGCCAGGAACGUGGCGAAGACCAACGGGGUCAGGCCAGAGGAGAAGAUCUCCACCGUGUCCAGGGGUUAUUGGACUGUGGAGAGGCCAAGGCAGCAGCCCAACUAUCACGCGGUGCGCCGUUCGUGCCGUGAACGAGGCGCCCUGUUCGAGGAUCCCGACUUUGCGGCCGGUCCCAAGUGCCUGUACAGGAACAAGAGGCCUGCAGUUCAACCCAUCGUAUGGAUGCGACCGCACGAAAUGUGCCAGAGGCCCAAGUUUAUGGUGGACUCGACGCGGUUGGUGUCCCAGGGAAACGGAGUGGUUUCGACUGGUGCGGGCGGAGGCAGUGGAGGAAGUGCUGGCGGCGAACCGACUCGCAACGGUACCAUCGGCGGCGGUGGCGGACGAUGCGGCGUUGAGCCCGGCGAACUCGGCGACCACAGCUUUUUGGCCGCCGUUUCGUCACUGACUCUCACGCCAAAGUUCCUCGACAGGGUCGUACCUCUCGAUCAAUCGUUCGACCCCACCACGUCCUAUUGUGGGCUCUUCAGGUUUCGGUUUUGGUAUUUCGGUGAAUGGAAAGAAGUGUUGGUUGACGACAAGCUGCCCACGUACAGGGGACGAUUGGUUUACAUGCGUUCCACCAAUCCUACCGAAUUCUGGGCUGCGUUGUUGGAAAAAGCAUACGCAAAAUUGUACGGCUGCUACGAAAACAUCAGCGGAGCUGGAUGCUCGACUACUAGAGCACUGCAGGACCUGACCGGCGGAAUCGUCCAGAGUUUCGGCCUUUCCAACCAAGAUCGGUUCCUAACGUAUCAAGUGCUCAACAGCGCCGUGCCUAGGUCGUCAUUGCUCAUAUCCACCAUAACCCUGAAGGAGAACAAAAGACAACUGAGACUGCGGAACGGUCUAAUGACACAUCACGCGUACAGCGUCACGGGUUUGGCACGAGUCCGGGGUCCGUUGGGCGACACCCCGCUGGUGAGGCUGAGAAAUCCUUGGGGCGAAGGUGAGUGGACCGGUCCUUGGAGCGAGAGGAGUUGGGAAUGGGACGGCCUGUCAGGCAGAGACAAGGAGCUGCUCAGCGUCCGGGUGCGGAACGACGGCGAAUUUUGGAUGUCUUUCGAGGAUUUCGCCAGGCAUUUCACGCAGCUGGACAUCGUGCACAUCAGCCCGGACGACUGGAUGACCGAACCGGCGUUGCAUUCGAAGCAGCCGUGGCGGGCAGUGCUGGCAAGAAGACGGUGGAGGAGCGGAUAUAAUGCGGGCGGUGGUCCUGGACAUCCGGAAACGACGGCCAUGAAUCCCCAGUUCCACAUCGGCAUACCCAGGACUUCGGGCAACAAGUGUCACGUGGUCGUGUCCGUCGUUCAGCAAUACGAAACCGAUCCGGAAGCCAAAGGGGCAAGGCCUCUGUUCGCCAUUGGUUUUGCGGUCUACGAAGUGCCUCAUUCCACGUCCAGGCUGACGCCGCAGUUCGUGGCACAACAGCAACCGCUGGAUGUGACCAACCAUUCCGUGGCGAGAGAAGUGGUGACGUUCUUCACGUUACCUCCUGGCGAUUACAUUGUCGUCCCGCAAACGAACGUGCCCAACUGCGACGCCAAAUUUUUACUGCGAAUAUUGACGGACGAACAGAGUAACAUAUGGGAGGUGAACGACGACAACAUGGUGUUCAAAAAUAUCUCGGCCGAGUUUCUGGAAGACACUGUGAUAUUACCGGACGGAAAGCCACUCUUAACUAAGCUCAUGGUCAAAUAUCCACCGGAACUGGACGUGAUCCAGUUGCAAAAAAUACUGCGGACACAUUGGAAGGCGUAUUUGGCGGAAAAACCCAGUCUGGAGCUCUGCAAGAGCCUGAUAAUGUUGAGGGACGUCAACAUUAGUGGUCGUAUCAACGUGUUAGACAUACCUGUGCUAAUGCACAUGUUGCAGUUCUGGAAGAUAGCAUUCCAAAAGUUCGAAAAAGGCGUGAACCCCACAAAGACGUCCAGUUACAACCUCAGACCUCUGCUUUGGGAAGCUGGUAGCACUGUCAGCAACAAAGUGCUUGAAUGUCUGGUACUGAGAUUCGCCAAGAGCCGGAUCCUGACUUCGGAGUGUUUCAUCAUGGCUAUGGUUCGACUGCACUUGGCUCAUGAACGGUAUCACAGUUUGGACACGAAAAUGAGCAAGGGAAACCCAUUGUCGUUAGAAGAGUUGAUCUUGAUGACUAUCUACUCGUGAUUUUGGGCCCAUCGACAUGUACCAAAGAUGAAAGAUAGUGCCAGUCAUUAAGUGAUAUAUUAUUACGUUAAAACCAGACAAUACGUUCAACUCGUACGGUUCUAAUUAUUAUAUUAUUAUUAUUAGUAUAAUUAUUAUAAUUAUUAAUAUUUUUGAUUUCUAGUUUUUACAUAAUCAUAAUCAAAUCAGGCAUUAUAACACGUAUAGUAUUUUUAAUAUAGGUAUUCCGCCUGUUUCGUAUAUUAUUAUCUUAUAAUGUAUAAUUGUUAUUUUGUUUAAACGAUGUGUGUACGCGUUAUUGAAUCGAUAACCCCAAACUGCUGGCCAAAGCGAAUAAUUUAUUUUUGUAAUUAUUUUUAGUAUAAUAAACUUUGUUAUGUUAUUUUAUUCCAAAUAUUGUUGUGUUAUGAAAAUAUUUAAUUUGUGAAUGAUCAUUUAACGAUGUAUCUACACGUAGUAUACUUUAAUGGCAAAUAAAUAGUCGAUAGAAAUAGUUAAGUAACUAAUCGAGAAAUAGGAGACUAUAAAGAAUUCACCAUAGUUAAAAAAAAUACAUUUACGUUAUUUUA
Messenger RNA from Myzus persicae (green peach aphid), 3341 nucleotides. RefSeq names its product calpain-1 catalytic subunit-like. The transcript is spliced from 15 exons. Bases 400 to 2772 code for a protein of 790 amino acids. Gene Ontology annotation, biological process: proteolysis. The record is from RefSeq and is a predicted model, not a curated record. Gene Ontology annotation, cellular component: cytoplasm. Gene Ontology annotation, molecular function: calcium-dependent cysteine-type endopeptidase activity. NCBI's taxonomy places the organism in Eukaryota, Metazoa, Arthropoda, Insecta, Hemiptera, Aphididae.